Messenger RNA from Trematomus bernacchii (emerald rockcod), 884 nucleotides. Its product is annotated as trypsin-1. Gene Ontology annotation, biological process: proteolysis. The transcript has 6 exons. NCBI's taxonomy places the organism in Eukaryota, Metazoa, Chordata, Actinopteri, Perciformes, Nototheniidae. The record is from RefSeq and is a predicted model, not a curated record. Bases 33 to 761 code for a protein of 242 amino acids. Gene Ontology annotation, molecular function: serine-type endopeptidase activity.
AAGGCUAUCAUCGACAGAAUCACACAGCAACCAUGAGGUCUCUGGUCUUCGUUCUGCUCAUCGGAGCUGCCUUUGCCACGGAGGAGGACAAGAUUGUCGGAGGGAAGGAGUGCACUCCCUACUCCAUGCCCCAUCAGGUGUCUCUGAACUCUGGCUACCACUUCUGUGGAGGCUCCCUGGUCAACGAGAACUGGGUGGUGUCUGCUGCUCACUGCUACAAGUCCCGCGUGGAGGUUCGUAUGGGAGAGCACCACAUCAAGGUCACCGAGGGAAACGAGCAGUUCAUCAGCUCCUCUCGUGUCAUCCGUCACCCCAACUACAACUCCUACAACAUCGACAAUGACAUCAUGCUGAUCAAGCUGAGCAAGCCCGCCACCCUCAACCAGUACGUGAAGCCUGUGGCUCUGCCCAGAAGCUGUGCCCCCGCUGGCACCAUGUGCACCGUCUCCGGCUGGGGAAGCACCCAGAGCUCCACUGCUGACGGCAACAAGCUGCAGUGCCUGAACAUACCCAUCCUGUCCGACAGGGACUGUGAUAACUCUUACCCCGGCAUGAUCACUGAUGCCAUGUUCUGCGCUGGAUACCUGGAGGGAGGCAAGGACUCCUGCCAGGGAGACUCUGGUGGACCCGUCGUGUGCAACGGAGAGCUGCAGGGUGUUGUGUCCUGGGGCUACGGAUGUGCUGAGAGGGACAACCCCGGUGUCUACGCCAAGGUCUGCCUCUUCAACGAUUGGCUGGAGACCACCAUGGCCAGCUAUUAAGUCUGAUCCUGCGACCACCAUCUUACUCUGCUGCCUUUCUUCCAUCAUCCUCUCCACUGUUGUUGUUGAGUUUUGAAUAAUGUGCAAUCUGAGUAAAUAAAGUCCUACACCUUGACUUUCAAA